UACUCGAUUAUCCUACCGUACUCUAUUUCUGUUCUGUAUUCCAUUACAGAAAGAAAUCAUAUCGUCCUGUUUUACUCUGUUGGUAAAGCAAUAGUUGUUGUUAACAAUUAUCUAACUCGAGUUUAACAUAAACUCACCGUCAACUUUCUAAACCGACGUCACUUUUUGCCUUUGUGGCCCCAAACCUUCCGCUACCGCUCCCGUUACAGCCCCUACAGUAGAGCGCUCUUCGCCAAAAGUCGCCCGCGCUCUUCUAUCCGCCUGCCAGACCAUUUACACCGCUGGUCGUUGGGCAGAGCUGCACCGCAGCGAAACAGAGUUAACGUCGAAAAAUCGCAAAUAAUCGCAACAUCGAGACGACGUCGGCGUCGUUCUUCUCCUCUUCUCUAUUUUCUCUUUUUGUUGUGUAGGCGAUCGUAAACAAUACAAACCGACGCCAUGCCUUUGCACCAGCGCACCUCUGCUAGCCCUACCAAGAGGAGCAGCUCCUCUGUCAGGAGCUCAUCCUCGGUUAGAAGCACUACAUCUUCAUCCUCCUCCUCUAAUAAUAAGUCAAGGGCCUUGACUGUUCAAGACCAUGAUUACGAGUAUCAAUUCGAUAUGGAAUCCGAGCUCCGCGACGAUCUCCAAAAGGCAAACACAGAACUUAACAAGGCCAAUGCCGAAAACGAUAAACUCAGCGAUCAGAACGAUAAGCUCAAGGCCACCAUUGAGCAGCUUACCCGCAAGCUGAACGAGUCCAAGACAUCACUCGAAGAAACCACUCGCAAGCUGAACGAGUCCACCAUCUCAUGCCGUGAACUCAAGGCCCAAGUUGAGGGUGCCCGAUCCGAGGCUGAUGUCCUCCGAGAAGACAACCGUCGCCUCAACAACGACUUCGAGGAACUCAAGGGUGACAAGCGCCGCCUCAACAGCGAGUGCGACGAGCUCAAGGAGGUAAAGGAAUCUCUUGAAAAGGAGAAUGAGCGCGUCAAGUUCGAGCAUCACGACCUUGAGCAGCGCUUCAUCGGUCUCCAGGCCAAGCAUGAGAACCUCACCAUGCGCCACAACGCUGUGAGUAGCCAGGUUACCUCGUCUGCCCUGACAAGCCCCAUGACGAGCCCCAUGCCGAGCCCCCUUCCUGCCCCUCUCCCCGAGGCCCGCAAGAACCCUUCUCGUCCUUCUAGCAAGGCUUCUAGCAAGGCUUCCAGCAAGGUUUCCAGCAAGUCUGUAACCAAGAGAGAGCCCCGUGAGGACCGCCACCGUGAACAAGAGGAUCGCCAUCAGUCUGAACGUGAAGAGAACCCUCGCGAUGAGCAACCUCGUGAGCGACGCCAUCGUGAGGAUCGCGAACGUCGUACCCACGACCGCGACGAUCGAGGUCGUCAGCGCAGCGAAAAGCCCAAGGACAAGGAUAGAUUUGAGGCCAAGGAACGUUUGUCGAAGCGGUUUGAUGAGCGACCCUCCGUGGCACCUCGUCAGACCAGCUUCAUCGAGCCAUGGGGCCCCGGAGGUUGGUCUCCUCGCUAUGAAGCUCCCCCCAGCGACCUUGACGCUUACGGUCAAAUGACAUUAGGACGCAAGGCUGCCAGUGUUGUGUCUAGCGGGGCGUACUCCAAUGUCCCUCGCACGACCAGCAUUGUCAAUGGUCACUUCAGCAGUGACAGCAGCGCAUACGAUGAUGAGCGGUAUGAGGAUGGUUCUUACCAUCCCUACCCCAUCCCCAACUAAUUAUCGUUUCCUCUUGUUUGAUCUGCCGUCCUGAGUACUGCUCAGAAGAACGGGGCACAGAUCAAAACAAGAUGCUCAUGAGGGCCUUGUUGCGGUUCACAUGCGCACACUCCCUCCUUGAGACGCCCCC
Molecule: messenger RNA, 1840 nt
Organism: Fusarium graminearum PH-1
Lineage: Eukaryota; Fungi; Ascomycota; Sordariomycetes; Hypocreales; Nectriaceae
Exons: 2
Coding region: 439-1710 (423 amino acids)
Source: RefSeq, a predicted model, not a curated record